Messenger RNA from Schistosoma spindalis, 1275 nucleotides. NCBI's taxonomy places the organism in Eukaryota, Metazoa, Platyhelminthes, Trematoda, Strigeidida, Schistosomatidae. The record is from the annotation of a GenBank genome assembly.
UCGAAUGCAAUUUAGAAAUAUUUAUUCAGAAAAAUCACAUCAAUAUUUUAACAUUAAGCAACGAAUAGUUUAGUAAAACAUAUUCUCUUCUAGUGAGUAAUUGCAUGCUGCUUCUCCAACGGUGCCUCCAAUACCAAUGUAUUACCAACUACCUGAGCAGAAACAGAUAGCGGAUCAACUGUCUCUGGAAUCGCAUACGACUGACUGAACUCUGCAAAUGAACUCGACUUUCCAUAUUGACCACUCUUCUGCUUAUGAUGACGUCCACUAACCACAACACGAUUCGAAUCAACAUUCACACACAAGUCUUCAGGCUUGUACACUGGGUCCACUGGAACCUCAACAUGCAAUCGCUUGCCACCUGAACCAUCAUCCACAUACGACAGACCAUGAACACCUGGAAUGGAUAGGAAAAAAAUACAAAUGUUAUGAAAAUGCAACACAAGAAAACAAGAGUAACACACCCACCAGAUCAUUAUCAACACGCACAUGUUACAUCUAAGUCAAUCACAAGUCCUCUCACCUUUCGCAACAAGUGCUUGCGACGCAGGAACUGCCUUAAUCUGAUUGUCCGAUUUCGGUCGAACACCAACCUGACCAGACUCGUUCAGUGUCAACGACUGAUUCUGAUCAACCUUCACUGGAGCCUCCAACAUCAAAACACCAUCCUGAAACGGACAGACAAACAAACACACAGAACAAGAUGGAACGAAACUUCCAACUAUUCUAAAAUGAUUGGAAAUGCAAACAACUACAAAUACAACACACACAAAACCACCAGCAACCACAGUCGUCAACUCGACAACUUACAUCGGUCAUGCGACAUUUCAGUUGACUAUCAUCAAUACUCUUCGGCAGCUGCACCAUACGACAGAACUCCCGACUACACUUCCCACCAUCGGUCGUCGUCUCCUUCUUCGCGUGUACCGUCACACGGUUCUCACUCGACGUCACAUUGAUGUCCUGGGGAGCGAAACCUUGUGCAUCGAAUCGUACCUUGAAAUGUACCUACGCAAUAAACAACAACCAUAAUUACACUCGUCAAUCAACGGCUAUGUUCAAACCAACUGCACAAACCACUAAACACAACCUACCUGCUCGUCAGCACGGACUCACCUUGCCAUCCUCACCUAUUUCGUAGGCGUCCUUUAAAAAGUCACUCACUGAACCGGUCGACGGCACAUCCAUUGAACCCAUUCUCUCUCGUAUAUCCUGGAUAUGACGAUCCAUUUGGUGCAUUAAAGCGAAUGGAUUUUCCAAAAUCCCGUGGGUGAA